Messenger RNA from Apis mellifera (honey bee), 5998 nucleotides. RefSeq names its product sex combs reduced. Gene Ontology annotation, molecular function: DNA-binding transcription factor activity, RNA polymerase II-specific; RNA polymerase II cis-regulatory region sequence-specific DNA binding. The transcript has 2 exons. Bases 2149 to 3291 code for a protein of 380 amino acids. The record is from RefSeq and is a predicted model, not a curated record. Gene Ontology annotation, biological process: regulation of transcription by RNA polymerase II; anterior/posterior pattern specification. Gene Ontology annotation, cellular component: nucleus. NCBI's taxonomy places the organism in Eukaryota, Metazoa, Arthropoda, Insecta, Hymenoptera, Apidae.
CGGUUCAGUGAGUUACGAGUUGCGUCCGGGUUCGCCGUACGUGCGAUAACGGGGGCGUCAAUCGGAUCGCGCGAUUGGGAGAGGAUUCCUAACCUCGUGCACGUUCUCCUCUCUCUCUCUCUCUCCUCUUUCUCUCUCUUCCUCUUUCGUCCACUAUUCUAUUUCCGUCUCUCCAUUUCUGCUCCUUUUCCUUCCUACCUUCGGUCCGUCCCUCUCGUCGUUCGGCAACAGGUUUGAAUUUAUGGGACAAUAAAGAGUGCGGUGCGUAGUGCGCGCGUGUUUCCUCUCUCUUUCUCGCCGCAGAGGGGACGGAUAGACAGCGAGAGAGAGAGAGAAAGGGAGAGAAAGAGAGAGAGAGAGAGGGUCUCCUCCGUCUGCGAAGAACAGCGCGGCGGAGACUAUCAAACUCUCAUAAAACUGUCAGCCGCGGCCGGCCGGCCUGACUUAUGCGCGCCCCUUCUCUUAUCCGGAAGUGGAUCGACAACAGAAGUGCUCUCUCUCAUCCCCCCUCUCUCAUUAUCCCUACGAUUUCACCUCCCUGUAUCCUCGAACAUCUCGCGGAAAUAAUAAUAAUAAUAAUAACAACAAUAUAAAAUCGGAAGUAAGACGAGAAGAAUAAUCGGGAGAGACAGGACGCGGCGGAAGUUGCAAAGCGAUCGCUUCGAGCGGGGAACCACCUCUUUCUCUUCUUUCUUUUCACGAGGGUGUACGAGGCGGAAGGGGGCGCGUGCGCGCGUUGCCCCCUUGCAGAGGAGACGGCAAACGGAAGACUGUUUCUCUGGUGACGUUGCGUUCCACAAGGUUGAAGGAAAAGAGAGAAGCAGAGAGAGAGGAGGGGGAGAGGGAGAGAGAGAGAGAAAGAUCCUCGCCCCACCACAACCACCACCAUCGUGGCUCCCGAAUAUCUCUCCAUUAGCCCCCCUGACGGUGCUAUCCCCUCUCUGUGACCCCUCUGUGUCUCGCUCGCGCACCCCUCUCGUCGCCUCCUGUCACGUCGGCCAGCGGCACACGGGCACCAGCGCCGGCAGCACCGCCACACAAACCCGUCGGAGACGUAAGGAACGGGGUUGAAGAAUCCUACGCCGGCGGAGAGGCCAAUCAAGGUUUGACGAACGACGGGGAUUGGUCGAGGCGCUCCUCUGACACGCAGAGAGCGCGGGCACGUGACAAGCUACCGCACACACACCGUUGGGGCCUCCGUUGGAUCGUGGCGAGGCCUUCAGUACGAUACCAACCACCCUCCGCGCACGCAACAGGGACACGAGCCGCGGCAAUAAAGCUUCUUCACCCCCCUGAUUGCGAGGAGGUGAUACCUGUGCACGAAGAGACCGAUUAUUUUUCGCAAGCGAGCAACAACAACAACAACGACGACGACGAUAAUAGUUUUUUCAUCGAAGAGUAGUUCGGUUUCGCUCGCGGAUCUCGAUCUGUUUUCGAAGGGAUUAUAAUAAAACGAUAGACACGUCGGGACACACGAGUGAAGGAUAAUACAAGAGGGAAUAAGAGAGAAGUGCAUGGGGGUCUCGUCUUCAAUGGGGCGACUCGAUAAGCCGGCCGUUACGCGCUACUGCACGCUGCCUCGACGAGUUCUCUGUAGGUAAUUGCGAGCCGUGAGGUCGUAAAGAAGCGAGAAGACAGUUUUAUAGCCCAGGCCCACGUGGCCCUCGUAAAACUCGACGCACAGGUCGCCUCGGCUCUCUCUCUCUCUCUCUUUCCCCUCUUUCUUUCCUUCUUUCCUUCCUUCUUUCCUUCCUUCCCUCCUUCCUUCCUUCCUCCUUUCCUUCCCUCCUUCCUUCCUCAUCGAAUAUCGUUUCUUUUUAAAGGUUUCGCGUAUUCCGUACACCGCGUCCUAUGACCAGCACAAGUGUGAACGCAAGAAGGUAGAGAAGCUACCUACUACACAGUUCAGUUCAGUUGUGUGACAUGUUCGGCCACGUUCGUAAUUGUCCUCGUCGCGACACACGGGUGACGGCAUCGUCCGUUUGAAACGGCGAGUUUUCGUGCGCGCGGCGAGAAUAAUCGAGGAAAGGAGAGGAAAGGAAAAAAAAGGAAACGAUCCAAGUGUUGUUCGAAUCUUUUUUUGUGAAGAAUCCUUGUUUGUGUCUCUCCCUCCCUCCCUCCCUCCCUCUCUCCACCUUCUGGUGAACCAUGAGCUCCUAUCAGUUCGUCAACUCUCUGGCGUCGUGCUACGCGGGCCAACAGGCCCAGCAGCAGCCACGGGCCACGGCCAACUCGCCCGGGGAGCCGUUGCAGGCCGCCUCGCCCGCCGGUGGCGAUUACUACAACCCGAACGCUGCGACGACCAGCUACCCGGCCCCGUGCUACUCGCCCCAGCAACACUAUCCCCAGCACCCGUACGCGACCCCCGCCUCGGGCAUGCAACACACCGCCCCCACGGGCAUGAUAGACUACACGCAGUUGCAGCCCCAGCCCCGGCUCACAGCGGCCAGUUUGCACCAGCAGCAACAGCACCAUCCCCAGCAACAGCACCAUCCCCAAGCGCAGCAGCAGCAGCAGCAGCAACAGCAACAGCUCCACCAGGACCCGACCGCGCCGUUGCUGCAGUCCGGUGCCCCGUCCGCGCCCUCCGCCUCCAGCUGCAAGUACGCCGACUCGACGGGCUCGACGGGCGUCGCGUCGCCCCAGGAUCUGACCACGUCCACGUCGAGGAACAGUCCCACGCCGCUCGUCGCCGCAGCCGCCGCCGGCACCAGCAAAGCGGUGGGAACCGCGGGCCUCACCUCGCCGCCAGGGGCCUCCUCGAGGUCCUCGGCCGCCGCCGCCGCAGCCGCGUCGCCCGCCAGCGGCAGCUCCAGGCCCCAGGAGGGUAGUUCCGCCCUGACCACGGCCUCGUCCGCCUCCUCGCCCGCCUCCUCCACCUCGAGCACCUCGAGCACGGGCAACAACUCGUCCAACAAGAACAAUCCAACGGGGAACGAGCCGCCCAAGAUUUACUCGUGGAUGAAGAGGGUGCACAUCGGCCAGAGCACGGUGAACGCGAACGGCGAGGUGAAACGGCAGAGGACAUCCUACACCAGGUACCAGACGUUGGAGCUCGAGAAGGAGUUCCACUUCAACCGAUACUUGACCAGGCGGCGUCGGAUCGAGAUCGCGCACGCCCUCUGCCUCACGGAGCGGCAGAUCAAGAUCUGGUUCCAGAAUCGGCGGAUGAAGUGGAAAAAGGAGCACAAGAUGGCGAGCAUGAACAUUGUACCGUACCACAUGUCGCCUUACGGCCACCCUUACCAGUUCGCGCCCCACCCAGGCCAGUUCGCACACUUGGCCACAUAGGACGAGUUCUCGCCCGCCGAGCUCGGAGCACACGCUGUCCGGUUCCCCGGGAUGUACGGCGAGCAGAACUUCUAAAAAGGCUUUCCUCUCUCCUUCCCCUCUCCGCCGGCCUUGGCCAUCGUCACGAUUCGUACGUAACAGGUCGUCUUGCUCGAUGACUCAAGGGCCGGCCCGGGACGCAUUCAGUAGGACACACGUGGUGGAAUUGGGAAGGGAGGGCGAUCUCUGGCCACAGGCCGCCGAUAGGACCCGUCAACCGAGAGAAGAGAAUUCGUGUAUUUCCUCCUCUUUCUUUUUUUUUUUGUUUGCUCUCUUCUUCUUCGUCCGUCCAAACUUUUUUUUCUUCAGCCCGACUUGGUUAGUUAUGCAAUGUAUUUAAUUUGGAAUUUUUUUUUCAAUAGAUAAUUUGAUUAAAAGAGAGCGAGUAGAAGAUUUUAUAAUUUUGAAAAAUUUUUAUUAACGUUGAUAUCGGCCCGAGCCUGUGUCCAAAUUCGCAUAUGUAUGUUUCGCCACGUGGCGCGACUAUUCGAAGUGGAAGGGGAAGCCGAGAUGGAAAAAAAAAGAAGGAUUUUCUGCGAAGCAAAGCCGUGCGCCCGAUUAAAUGGGCUGGACGCGCUCCGAGGGGCAACCCGCCGCGGUUAUAUAAAUUAUAUAAAGCGAAGUAACCGGAAACGCGGACGGGGAGCCACCUCAGCGGGUGAGAUAAAACCGAAUCAAGUAGUUUUUAAGGGCUUAGAAAUUAGCGGUCUAAGUGAUUAAUUAAUUGAGCGAGUGAUUAAUUAAUUAUCUUGUCCGGCCGCGUCUAUUGUCUCGCAUCUUUUGGAUUCUUGGACGAAACAAAAGGGAGACGACACCCUCCUGCUCCAUCAUCCUCCCCUCCACGCUCCGCACUAACCUACGCACGAGCACGUAUUUCGAAACCGAAUGGAAAAAAAAAGGAAAAGAAAAGGAGGGGGGGAGGGAAAAGAAGGAACGCGGCUCCGACUUGUACUUACAUUACUUAACUUCGCGUCCCUUCUUCUUUCCUCUUCUCUUCUUUUCUCUCCUCUUCUUUCUCGCUCGUUCUCGAGAAGAAAAAAUCUAUCCCCUCCCUCCGUCCUCCUCCCCUCCCUCCUCCCCUCCCUCUGCGGGGGAUUCACCGGCCGGACGAAUCGACGAACGACGCAGUCUCCACAGACCGGUGGAACCGUCUGUUUCUAUGUGCACGUUAAAGUCUCUACCUACCUACCUACCUACCUACCUACGUAGUACGUAAGGUGCCUAUUAAUAAACACUCGAUCCAUACUUCGCCGCCGUUUUUUCGAUAGUGGCCCGCCUGAUACUUUUACUAAACUUUUACUCGCGAAAAAUCGAUAUAUAAUGAUGAUGCCGCCUCCACUUUAUAGCUGGAUAGUCGAUAUAACAGCCUAUUCUGUUUUUUUUUCUCCCUCUUCACGCCACGGUUAAGCCAAAUCGAAUAGGAGAGCACUUUCGUCUCAUUUACGAUCAACGUACGCGAUAUAUAAGCGAGAUAAAACAUGCGCACGUAAUAUAUUUGACGCGGUACUUAUUACUUGUAUGUUCCUCCUUUUCUACUCCGUUGUUUUCUCCUUUUUUUUUUUCUUUCUUUCUUUUCUUUUCUUUUUCUUUCAUUCCCUAAAGAUACGUGACAUUUUACGUGAAUAGGGGAUUAAGCUGUUCGUUGUGAAUAUACCGCAGUUCUUAUCUUGUCGACAACGAGUGACAAUUAAAUAGUUGAAUCGUUCUCUACCGAUAACUGUGGAUUCGCAAUUAUUGUGUCGGACACAAUUUUGACGGUGAAAGUUGUCUCGUUACAUUUGUGGAAUUUCUCGCGUUCGUAAUCGUUACACGCACAAUUCUUUUUUUUUUUUUUUUCCUUUAAAUUGUACAGGAAAUUAAACAACGUAUAAAACGUAUCAGUUUUGCCCAGAGACGAUAGAGGGAUCUUUCGCGAAAGGUACGCGCACGCGCAUGCGCCUCUCGUCUGGCUGCGCAUUCGCGACUGCGCAUCGCGACGCGCAAUACGAAAAGGAAAGAAAAGAACGAGAAAAAGGAUCAAUUUUUUUCAAGCGAGAGGAGGAUGAGAAAGGAAAUAGGAGCGAUCUAAUCGAAUAAAAGAACAGGUGUUUAAAUGAAUUUAGACAAUGUUUUCGUGGCGCGUUGUAACAAUUAGUUUUAUCUUGUGAUAUCGAAGACUCGAAAGAAAAGAAAGGAAAGAAAAGAAAAGAAAAGAAAAGAAAAGAAAGAAAGGUAUAAUAAUUAAAUUGAGAAAUAAAAAAUAAUAAAUCGCUCUAGCAAUCGCUCUCGUGCUUAAAUAAAAGAUGUCGUGAACUGCGUAAAAUUUUAUGCGAGGCAAAUUCGGAAGAAUACAGGGAUCUAUAAAAAAAAAAAGGUAUAUAUAUAUAUAUAUAUAUAUAAUAUUAUUAAUAUUCAAAGCGAGAGAGAGUGAGAGGGAGAGAGUGAAUGAGAGAGAGAGAGAGAGAGAGAGAAAAGAUUAAUAAAUGUAUAAGGUGAGCAAGAGCGAGCAAGGCGAAAAGAGAGAAAGAUAUAAGCGUAAGCUAUAACGUUGAAUUGUACAUAGCUAUUGAAUAUAUGGCAGAAAAAAGAAAAAAAAAAACACGAUAUUGAACGACGUUAUUAUCGUACGAGGCGCUAACGAACGAGCAACGAUUCCUCGAAAUAAUUCUUUUGCAGUCGAUAAGGGACA